Brassica rapa (field mustard) is the source of this 4291-nucleotide messenger RNA. RefSeq names its product protein FORGETTER 1. The record is from RefSeq and is a predicted model, not a curated record. NCBI's taxonomy places the organism in Eukaryota, Viridiplantae, Streptophyta, Magnoliopsida, Brassicales, Brassicaceae. Gene Ontology annotation, cellular component: nucleus. Gene Ontology annotation, biological process: regulation of DNA-templated transcription. Gene Ontology annotation, molecular function: chromatin DNA binding; histone binding.
CAGUACUUGAACGAUAAACCAAAGACCAACCAAUUAAUAAAGAAAAAAGGGGAAAAAAUCUGAAACCAAAAAUCGAGAAGGAGACGAAGAAGACGAAGAAGAAGAAGAAGAACCUUUCGCGCUCUGACGAUUAAAAUUCAUUACUUACACUCAUACAUACUCGUCUCCUUCCUCUCUCUCACAGGAUCCUUGCCUCCCCUUGCUCGGAUCCCUAGAAAUCAAUCAAUGACGCAACCCCCGCCUCAGCCCCCUCCGCCGCUCCCCGCUCCGCCGCACUCUGGUCCUCCGAGAGGCGACGUUCAGGUCAGAUGCGCGGGAUGCCGCGUGAUUCUUCGGGUCAAAACCGGCGUGGUGGAGUUCUCGUGCCCCACUUGCCAGCUCCCCCAAAUGCUACCGCCGGAGCUUCUUUCUAGGGCACGGACGCAACCGCCGCCGCCGAUUCAGUCGCUUCCUCCUCCUCCGCCGCAGCAGCAGCUGAAACCUAUGAAUCUGCAGCAGCAGCAGCAGCCUCAGCCUCCCAGGCCUCCGGUUCCGGCGCACGGAAUCGAUCCGACGAAGAUGCAGUUGCCCUGCGCUAACUGCCAGGCGAUUCUCAAUGUCCCGCAUGGGCUCGCGAGGUUCUCUUGCCCUCAGUGCCACGUGGAGCUCGCGGUUGAUGUCUCUAAGCUGAAUCGAUCUCUAACUGCUCCUCAAUCUCAAUCUGCUCCUCCCUCGGUUCCUCCCCCGCCUCCUCCCGAAGAAGUCAACGAGGAAGCUAUUGAAGUUGAGAGGGAAGAGGAUGAAGGUGGAACUGCGGGAGAAACGUUUAUGGAUUAUCGUCCACCGAAGCUUUCAAUUGGACCUCCUCAUCCUGAUCCGAUUGUGGAAACAUCAUCUCUGUCUGCAGUGCAGCCCCCAGAGCCCACUUAUGAUCUCAGGAUCAAGGAGGAGCUGGAAGAGUCAAAGGCUUUGUCGUGCUUGCAGAUUGAGACAUUAGUUUACGCUUGUCAGAGGCAUCUUCAGCACCUUGCUGAUGGUACCAGAGCGGGAUUUUUUGUUGGAGAUGGUGCUGGUGUGGGGAAAGGGCGGACAAUUGCUGGGUUGAUUUGGGAGAAUUGGAAACAUGGAAGGAGAAAAGCUUUGUGGAUUUCUGUUGGCUCAGACUUGAAGUACGAUGCAAGGAGGGACUUGGAUGAUGUGGGUGCCACAUGCGUUGGAGUGAAUCCUUUGAACAAGCUGCCCUAUUCUAAGCUUGACUCAAAGAAUGUUGGUGUUAAAGACGGAGUGGUGUUCUUGACAUACAAUAGUCUUAUUGCUUCCUCUGAGAAGGGGCGUUCUCGUUUGCAGCAGCUUGUUCAGUGGUGUGGACCAGAUUUUGAUGGUCUCUUGAUCUUUGAUGAGUGCCAUAAAGCAAAAAAUUUGGUACCUGAAGCUGGGAGUCAGCCGACACGCAUCGGGCAGGCAGUUGUUGACAUUCAGGAUAAGAUCCCCCAAGCACGUGUUCUUUAUUGUUCUGCUACUGGUGCAUCUGAACCACGAAACAUGGGCUAUAUGGUCAGGCUUGGACUUUGGGGAGCUGGAACAAGUUUCAGUGAUUUUAGCAAAUUUCUAGGUGCGCUUGAUAAAGGUGGAGUAGGAGCUUUGGAAUUGGUUGCCAUGGACAUGAAAGCGAGGGGGAUGUAUGUAUGCCGUACCCUGAGCUACAAAGGGGCUGAGUUUGAGAUUGUUGAAGCUCCUUUAGAAGCAGGAAUGGAGGCAAUGUACAAUAAGUCUGCAGAAUUUUGGGCAGAGCUACGGAUAGAGAUGUUGUCAGCAAAUGCUUUUCUCCCUAACGAGAAACCAAAUUCCAGUCAAUUGUGGAGACUAUACUGGUCAAGCCAUCAGCGUUUCUUUAGACACUUGUGUAUGUCAGCUAAAGUUCCUGUAACUGUAAGGUUAGCUAAGAAAGCCUUAUCAGCAAACAAGUGUGUGGUUAUUGGCCUUCAGAGUACCGGAGAGGCUCGAACUGAAGAGGCUGUAACUAAAUAUGGUGUUGAGCUUGAUGAUUUUGUCUCGGGACCUCGAGAGCUCCUGUUGAAAUUCGUGGAAGAGAAUUAUCCCCUGCCAGAGCAGCCCGAACCUCUCUCAGAGGAUGAUAGUGUUAAAGAACUUCAUAGGAAGAGGCAUUCAGCUUCACCUGGUGUCUCAGUUAGGGGGAGAGUAAGAAAGAUGGCAAAGUGGAAACCAGAUAGUGAUGAUGAAAGUUAUUUGGAGUCCGAAGCUGAGUCUGCUGAUGAUUCUAAUGAUUCUGAUGAUGAGUUCCAGAUAUGUCAGAUAUGCAGUGGGGAAGAUGAAAGGAAGAAGUUGCUCCAUUGUUCAGAAUGUGACAAGCUUUUUCAUCCAGAUUGUGUAGUUCCUCCAGUUACAGACUUACCAUCUGAAGCAUGGAUAUGCUAUUCUUGCAAGGAAAAAACAGAGGAGUACAUUCAAGCAAGGCGUGUCUACAUUGCGGAAUUGCAGAAAAGGUAUGAAGCAGCCUUGGAACGAAAAUUAAAGAUUUUAGAGAUUAUCCGGUCUCUGAAUCUUCCAAACAAUCCCUUAGAUGAUAUCGUCGAUCAGCUUGGAGGCCCUGACAAAGUCGCAGAAAUAACAGGCAGGCGAGGUAUGCUUGUAAGAGCGUCUAAUGGGAAAGGUGUUACAUAUCAAGCAAGAAACACAAAGGAUAUAACAAUGGAAAUGGUCAACAUGCACGAGAAACAACUGUUUAUGGAGGGCAAAAAGUUUGUUGCCAUUAUUUCUGAAGCUGGUUCAGCUGGAGUUUCGUUGCAAGCAGAUAGAAGGGCAGCAAAUCAGAGACGAAGGGUUCAUUUAACAUUAGAGCUUCCUUGGAGUGCUGAUCGUGCGAUUCAGCAAUUUGGAAGAACUCACCGGUCAAAUCAGACAUCUGCACCUGAAUACAGGCUACUUUUCACAAAUCUUGGUGGGGAACGCCGCUUUGCCUCUAUUGUUGCAAAGAGACUAGAAACUCUUGGUGCUUUAACACAGGGAGAUCGCAGGGCCGGGCCUUCUUUGAGUGCUUACAAUUAUGAUAGUAACUUUGGUAAGAAGUCCUUGAUGGUGAUGUAUAGAGGGAUAAUGGAGCAGGAGAAAUUACCCGUUGUUCCUCCUGGCUGCUCGACUGAUGAACCGGAAACAAUUAAAGAGUUCUUAACCAAGGCAAGGGCUGCGCUUAUUGCUGUAGGAAUUGUUAGGGACAGUGUUUUGGCUAAUGGAAAAGACACUGGAAAGUUAUCAGGACGCAUUAUUGAUUCUGACAUGCAUGAUGUUGGACGAUUUCUGAAUCGCCUCUUGGGAUUGCCACCUGAUAUUCAGAAUAGGCUGUUUGAAUUGUUUACGAGUAUAUUAGAUGUUCUUGUACAUAAUGCUCGCAUUGAAGGAACUUUUGAUUCGGGAAUUGUGGAUAUGAAAGCUAAUAGCGUUGAGCUGCUGACCACUCCAAAGACCGUCCAUGUCGAUCAAAUGUCUGGUGCAUCCACUAUGCUCUUUACUUUCACUCUAGAUCGUGGUAUUACAUGGGAGUCUGCAAGUUCAAUGCUAGAGGGUAAGAGAAGGGAUGGGCUUGGUUCAGCUAGUGAUGGCUUUUAUGAAUCUAAAAGGGAAUGGUUAGGAAGACGGCACUUCAUAUUAGCAUUUGAGAGUACGGCCUCUGGGUUGUUUAAGACUGUCCGUCCUGCGGUAGGAGAGUCGAUCAGAGAGAUGUCUCUUUCAGAGUUGAAAACUAAAUACCGAAAACUCUCAUCUCUGGAGAAGGCUCGUAACGGUUGGGAAGACGAGUACGAAGUUUCAUCUAAACAGUGUAUGCACGGACCAAAGUGUAAGCUGGGAGAGUAUUGCACAGUAGGAAGAAGAAUACAGGAAGUAAACGUUGUGGGUGGCCUCAUUCUUCCCAUCUGGGGAACCAUUGAGAAAGCUCUUUCCAAACAAGCCCGUCAAAGCCACAAGAGAAUCAGAGUGAUACGCAUAGAGACGACGACUGAUAAUCAGCGAAUAGUGGGACUCUCUAUCCCUAAUGCAGCUGUAGAAACUGUUUUACAAGAUUUAGCAUGGGUUCAAGAGAUCGAUGAUUGAGAUAAAAACAAACAUUGUCCUAUGUAAGAAGAAACAGACACCAAACCUUCUCAAGCCAACUUCUUCCCCCCAUGCCUAUUCGUAUUUUUAUUUAUUUCAUUUUCAAAGGAGAAAGACACUUUGACUUUCAUUUUUGUGUAUAUCUAUCACAUGGCAAUUUGGCAAGAUAUGUAAUACUAUAUUAUCAUCUAACGUUUUGGCUAAA